UGCGCAAGAGGUGAGGCAAUACCAAAAGUUUGAAGUAAAGAGCUUUCUUUAGCAACACUCAAAGAGUCAGAAAUCGAAAAAAAAAAGGUGAAAUCACACAGUUCCCAAAUUGUUGUAAUAACUAUCAAACAUGGCUAGAUACGAUAGAGCGAUCACUGUUUUCUCACCUGACGGGCAUCUAUUCCAAGUGGAAUACGCAAUGGAAGCAGUACGCAAAGGUAACGCAGCAGUUGGUGUACGUGGCACUGAUACUGUUGUCCUUGGCGUCGAGAAGAAGUCUACGCCCAAGCUUCAGGACUCUAGGUCCGUAAGAAAGAUAGUAAAUCUAGAUGAUCACAUCGCUUUGGCCUGUGCUGGGCUGAAAGCAGAUGCACGAGUCCUUGUGAAUAAGGCACGCAUCGAGUGUCAGAGUCAUAAGCUAACGGUUGAAGAUCCUGUUACCGUUGAGUAUAUAACUCGUUACAUUGCUGGUCUUCAGCAAAAGUACACUCAAAGUGGUGGGGUAAGGCCAUUUGGUCUAUCCACCUUGAUCAUUGGUUUUGACCCACACACAGGCGUCCCCUCACUUUAUCAAACAGAUCCAUCGGGUACAUUCUCAGCUUGGAAAGCCAAUGCGACUGGUAGAAACUCCAACUCUACUCGGGAGUUCUUGGAGAAGAAUUACAAAGAAACAUCUGGCCAGGAAACUGUGAAACUAGCAAUACGUGCUUUGCUUGAAGUAGUUGAAAGUGGUGGAAAAAACAUAGAAGUUGCUGUGAUGACAAAAGAGCAUGGGCUUAGGCAACUUGAGGAAGCUGAAAUCGAUGCCAUUGUUGCUGAGAUCGAAGCAGAGAAGGCAGCUGCAGAAGCAGCCAAAAAGGCCCCGCUGAAAGAAACCUAGUUCUGCUGAAAUUCAUUCUGAACUAUCCUGAAUUUUUUUUUUUUUUUUUUUUUGGAUCCAGUAAAGUGAAGUGUUCCUUGAAUUUAACAUUUUGGUCUGACUAAUAUUUGGCGCUUACAAGACUGAUCUUGUUGUCAGGCAAGACCUUUGUUAUAAUUGUUUUAUGGGGCAAAAGAAAUCAAGGUACACUGUCUCUGCCCUUUUGGGGCGUUGCUUGAUAUCUUAAUGUUAUUUGGUAGUUCUUGUA
Molecule: messenger RNA, 1127 nt
Organism: Lycium ferocissimum
Lineage: Eukaryota; Viridiplantae; Streptophyta; Magnoliopsida; Solanales; Solanaceae
Product: proteasome subunit alpha type-7
Exons: 3
Coding region: 131-880 (249 amino acids)
Biological process (GO): ubiquitin-dependent protein catabolic process
Cellular component (GO): proteasome core complex, alpha-subunit complex; nucleus; proteasome core complex
Source: RefSeq, a predicted model, not a curated record